Molecule: messenger RNA, 1589 nt
Organism: Carassius carassius (crucian carp)
Lineage: Eukaryota; Metazoa; Chordata; Actinopteri; Cypriniformes; Cyprinidae
Product: endothelin-3-like
Exons: 4
Coding region: 763-1224 (153 amino acids)
Biological process (GO): regulation of systemic arterial blood pressure by endothelin; intracellular calcium ion homeostasis; regulation of vasoconstriction
Cellular component (GO): extracellular region
Molecular function (GO): endothelin B receptor binding; hormone activity
Source: RefSeq, a predicted model, not a curated record
AGUACAUGAAGAAAACUGGAUUCUUGGAGCUCCUCUUUACUACCUUCCAAAACCUUAUAAAAUUCCUUAUAGUGACACAUUUUAAUUAACAUUCCCAAAAGGAAAAAGUCACUGAGCACACAAGAUCGUUGCAAUAAAAGUGAGGGUUGCUAGAUGCCACAGUUUAUUAUUUUGCAGGGUUGUAACCUGAGUUAGACCAGAAACAAUAUGACUGGUUUUCAAGAGGCCAACCUUAAUGUCCUCCAGCUAUGAAGGUAAAAUAAUAAAAAAUGGAAUAGGUAGCUAGCUAUAUAAGCGCGAGCGAAUUCCUCAAAGCUGAGAAUGAUUAGUGCUGAAGUUCCUGAAGUGCACAGAGACAAUGGAGUGUAAAUAACCGACUGUUUAAGGAUAUCUAUACACAAAAGAUGGACAACGAAGAGACGUAUCCAAAUUCUUAAGCGUGUUAUUUUUGUAAUAUCAUGCUGACAUGAUCUGUCAUGUUUCAGAGCAUCAGUCGCUCCUCUGAACUGUGUGCGCGCGGUCACUAGUGGGUGGUGUCAACACGGGCUAUAAAUAGGCUACAUUUUGCCUGACCGUUGAAAAAAGCUUUUUUUUAUCUUUUCACUUGAGACUUUUUCAGAGAUGAAGAAGGGGGUGCUCAGAAAUGGUUUGUGGACUGAAGUGAAAAUGUUUUGGAAGAUAUUUUUAAUUUAGAAACUCGGAUAUCGCGUCUGACAACUUGUUCACAUCUCGGUCGCGCGCUCAGUGAAGGACGCUGGCAAAAUGGCAAAACGGUUUCCUGCUGCUCUUUUGUUAAUUGUGAGCUUGUUAAACAUUUUCACCGCGGGUGCAUCAUUAUCCCGGACAGGAGACCUGCACUCAUCUCCAGUCUCCUCUGAUGAUCCGAGCAGUGUUGUACAUCAGCAGAGAGAAGCAGAGCUCAUUUCAGCAUCACACACCCACACAAGAGCCAAGCGCUGUACUUGCUACUCCUUUAAGGAUAGGGAAUGUGUUUAUUACUGUCACUUGGGCAUCAUCUGGAUCAACACUCCACAGCGCACAGUCCCGUAUGGCAUGUCCAGCUACCGCAGCCCUCAGCGACUGAGACGCUCCAGUGGGACAGGAGCGAAGGUGCUUCAUCGCUGCACAUGUGCAGAACACAGUGAUGCCCAGUGCUACAACUUCUGUGAUGCAAGAACACAGAAUGUGCCAGACAGAAGAUUGAUAGGACGUUCACCUGGGUAAAAACACGUCACAGCGUGAGCCUCUGAGAUCAGGAAUGAUGAUCAGCAUCAAACUGGGCACCUGACUAGGUGGUUUUGGAUUUUUACAGACUUGGCUCCAAAUCGACCCCACAUUCGUCACCGUAUUAUGUUUCCUGGAACGCCCUUGAUUCAUCUGGUCCACGGUAACAAGUGUAUUCUUUAGAAAACUCUUUGCAGAUUUCGGAAGCAUAUCUGGACCCACGUCCUUGCUUCAAGGGUUAUGUCCACUUGUUUCAGCUUGACUUUAUGUCGUAUAUUCAGUGGAUGUCCUUGAAAUUAGGAGGCUUGUAAAUUGACCUGUAAACUACACUCUGUAUUAUCUCCACCUUGUGGGCUGAUUUUCAG